This is a messenger RNA of Nerophis lumbriciformis (worm pipefish), 3141 nucleotides long. It is a transcript of the gene trim54, whose product is annotated as tripartite motif containing 54. Gene Ontology annotation, molecular function: zinc ion binding. The record is from RefSeq and is a predicted model, not a curated record. Gene Ontology annotation, cellular component: cytoplasm. Gene Ontology annotation, biological process: regulation of microtubule cytoskeleton organization. NCBI's taxonomy places the organism in Eukaryota, Metazoa, Chordata, Actinopteri, Syngnathiformes, Syngnathidae.
AUGGCGCAGAGGUAAAAAAGGGAUGGACAGCUGGACAAAAAUCUUCAAGAAACCCUUUGGACUCGACUGACAUGGAAUUUUACGGCAAAGAGUAAAAUUCUAAGCUUUCAGAACCUUCUCUGCUUUUCAUCCUUGACCCCAGGAGGUGAUGAACUUUGCCCUUCAGACAGUUGGUAGUCCGGGUCGCAAUCAGGGAGGUCGUGGGGCUUCUGCCGGCGGAGGCGGAGGCGGCAGCGGCGGAGCGACCAUGGAGAACUUGGAGAAGCAGCUGAUGUGUCCCGUCUGCCUGGAGAUGUUCUCCAAGCCGGUGGUCAUCCUGCCCUGCCAGCACAACCUCUGCAGAAAAUGUGCCAACGACAUCUUCCAGUCGUCCAACCCUGCGUGGCAGUCGCGCAGCUCGUCCAGCGUGGCCACCAGCGGGAGUCGCUUCCGAUGCCCGUCGUGUCGUCACGAGGUGGUCCUGGACCGCCACGGCGUGUACGGCCUGCAGAGGAACCUGCUGGUAGAGAACAUCAUCGACAUGUACAGACAUCAGGAGGCCUCACGGACAGUUGUAGUCAAGCCUGAGACGCAACAGCAGCAGCUGACAUGUGACGAGCACGAAGACGAGAAGAUCAACAUCUACUGCCUGUCCUGCCAGACGCCCACCUGCUCCAUGUGCAAAGUGUUCGGCCGGCACAAAGAGUGCGACGUGGCGCCGCUCAGCAGCGUCUACCUGCGGCUCAAGACUGAACUCAGUGACAGCAUCGCCGGCCUGGUUGCCAAUAACGACCACAUCCAGGCUGCCAUCACGCACAUGGAGGAAGUAUGCAACGCCAUCCAGGAGAACGCUUGCCACCGGCGCGAGCAGGUUGCCAGCCAGUUGGAGACGCUGACGGCCAUCUUGGACGAGCGGAAACAGGAGCUGGUGCGUCUGAUCACCAGGGAGCAGGACGAAAAGCUGCAGCAGGUGCGAGCGCUCGUACGGCAGCACGGCGAGCGGCUGGAGGCAUCCGUGACGCUGGUGGAGUCGGCCGUCCAGGCCGCAGAAGAGCCGCACAUGGCGCUCUUCAUCCAGAAUGCUGCUGUCAUACUGGACAAGAUGUCCGCGUCCACACGAGUCGCCAACGACCUGCGUCCGCAACUCGACUACGACAACAUGAGCCAUUUUGUCAUCGACGUCGACGACAUCGUUGAUAUGUUGACCAGCAUCGACUUCUGCCACACUGCAGCGGGCGAAGGUGAAGACGACCUAGAGGACGACUCAGAACUGGACUGAACGCCAUCAACACAGGGACUUCUCCCAAUGAGAUCCACAUGGUCCCUGCGCCACAUUGAGUUCCAUUUACUCCACUAUAAGUCACAGUAAUCUACAAGGUCCCUGCACCUCAUCAGGGACGUCAUGUAUUAAGAGUUGCAUGGAUGUCCUACUAAAAAUAGACGUACGUUCAAUCCAAAAAACAUCAUACACAAUAAUCAUACACAGAUGUAUUAAAGUGUGCAUGCGCACGCACAAAUCUAAGCACAUUUCUUUGUUACAUCACAUUGUACCUGGAAAUGACUGCAGAUGUAAAUGCCUGGCUGGCCAGCCCAGGCCAUGCCCCCUUAUUAAUACGCAAAUCACAUUGAUCCGUUGAGCGGCUGCAAUAAGAAAGAAAUGUUGAAACAGACGACUUAGGGGACCGGAGAUAAAUUAAUGGAAAUUUUGAAAAAUAUAGUCGCUACUAGAGAUGUCUGAUAAUAUCAGCCGAUAAAUGCGUUAAAAUGUAAUAUCGGAAAUUAUCGGUAUCGUUUUUUUUAAUUUUUAUUAAAUCAACAUAAAAAACAUAAGAUACACUUACAAUUAGUGCACCAACCCAAAAAACCUCCCUCCCCCAUUUACACUCAUUCACACAAAAGGGUUGUUUCUUUCUGUUAUUAAUAUUCUGGUUCCUACAUUAUAUAUCAAUAUAUAUCAAUAUAGUCUGCAAUGGAUACAGUCUGUAAGCACACAUGAUUGUGCGUGCUGCUGGUCCACUAAUAGUACUAACCUUUAACAGUUAAUUUUACUCAUUGUCAUUAAUUACUAGAUUCUAUGUAACUGUUUUUAUAUUGUUUUACUCUCUUUUUUAUCCAAAAAAAUGUUUUUAAUUUAUUUAUCUUAUUUUAUUUUAUGAUUUUUUUUAAAAAGGACCUUAUCUUCACCAUACCUGGUUGUCCAAAUUAGGCAUAAUAAUGUGUUAAUUCCACGACUGUAUAUAUCGGUUGAUAUCGGUAUCGGUUGAUAUCGGUAUCGGUAAUUAAAGAGUUGGACAAUAUCGGAAUAUCGGCAAAAAGCCAUUAUCGGACAUCCCUAGUCGCUACAAUGACAUGUCAAACUUUGGAAGAGGUGCGUAACUCUGAUAACCCUUCAUAUAAAUAUAAUUUGUGUAAUUAACAACAAAAUAUGUUCAUACAGUAGAGCGUGUUCACAGCCAGAUUAGUUUCAUGUGAAAAUGUUGUAAUAUUUGGUUUGCAAUCGUUUAAAUUCAAACCACAUUGUCUUUAAAAUCCAUAAAAUGGACUCAACUCUACCAGAUUUCUCUGAGGUCCCUGUGAAGUGUAUUUAUAUAGCUCUUUUCUCUAGGGACUCAAAGCGCUUUACAUAGUGAAACCCCUUUAAACCAGUGUGGGUGGCACUGGGAGCAGGUGGGUGAAGUGUCUUGCCCAAGGACACAACAGCAGUGACUAGGAUGGCAGAAGUGGGGAUCGAACCCAGAACCAUCAAGUUGCUGGCACGGCCGCUCAACCAACCGAGCUAUGCCAUCCCUGCACACCCUCCAAGUGCCCCCUUUGCUCACUUCCCUGCAGGCAGCAAGGGAACGUGGUCCACAUUGUCCCACUCUACCAAGUCACUUUUUUCACCUGUCAAGGUCCUUUGGCCUCAUCACGCUCUGGAAAGUCUCAGGAGACGAUACGUUCACAGAACAUUUAUUUCUUGUACGAUAUCAGUAUGUGUUGUUUUAAAGAUGGAAACAUGUUUUGUGUUGACAUAAGAUAUAUUUGUAUUCAUAUUCUUAAAGUUGCAGUGACUCAAGUGCAAAGAUUUAAACUUGUUUUAUUAGAAAAUAUAAAUGUUGGACAGAAAGACAAAGUGAUGGAUGGCAUUUAAACACAACCUCCCAGUCUGUAAACGUCCUGUUU